Messenger RNA from Vitis vinifera (wine grape), 2060 nucleotides. RefSeq names its product UDP-glycosyltransferase 88F5. The record is from RefSeq and is a predicted model, not a curated record. Lineage: Eukaryota; Viridiplantae; Streptophyta; Magnoliopsida; Vitales; Vitaceae. Bases 527 to 1978 code for a protein of 483 amino acids. The transcript has a single exon. Gene Ontology annotation, molecular function: UDP-glycosyltransferase activity.
AUAGGAAAAAAAAAAAGGUUAAGCCAUAGUUGCAAGAUUACUCCAUUUAAAUAUAUUUAUUUUGUCAUUUAAAUAGUCUCUAAUGGCAAUAAGUUUUCUUCAUUGACUUUUAUAAUUGGAAUUCACAAAAGCAGUUCCUUCUAUCAGUUUAAUUUUCCAUUUUUUUACGAAGAAUGUAUUAAGAAAACAAAUGAAAACUUAGAAUUAUAUGACAGGUCAAGUGGAGACUUAACGGUUGGUUGUUUUAGUUGGUGGGUUCACAAGUAAAUGGGUGGAGUGUGGUCGUGUGGGGCCUUAUAGUUAAGGUGAUAUAUCACUCAUAAUUUCCUACCAUUUUUAGGUGCAUCUACAACCAAUAAUUUAAUGGAGCUGUUGACAGGCAACGUGUGGCACGGGAACAAAAUGUCGGCACGUACUUUGAUGCAGACUAUUGGUUCAAUAAUGCGUUGACUGAGCUUAACACUGAGGUCAUCUGAAAGUUCUCAUUCUAAGAUUGUUCAAUCCAGAGAUCCAACACUAAGCAACAAUGGAUGAUGCAAUAGUCCUGUAUCCAGCUCCACUCAUCGGCCAUGUGGUGUCCAUGAUAGAGCUAGGCAAGCUCAUCCUUCGCCGUUACUCCCACAGAUUCUCCAUCACCAUUCUCCUCUCCACUGGCCCUUUUGACACCCCGGCCACCACCUCUUACAUUGACCACAUCUCCCAAACCAAUCCUUCUAUCUCUUUCCACCGCUUCCCCUAUCUCUCGGUCGACACCUCUUCUUCCACUCGCAGUAUCGUCGCUGUCUUCUUUGAGUUCUUCCGUCUCAGUGCCUCUAAUGUCCUCCAUUCUCUCCAGCAACUCUCCAAAACUUCCACUGUUCAGGCAUUCAUCAUCGACUACUUUUGCGCUUCAGCUCUUCCUGUUGCUCGUGACCUUGGAAUUCCCACUUUCCACUUCCUCACCGGCAGUGCUGCUGCUGUUGCGGCUUUCCUCUACUUUCCGACAAUUCACAAACAGUAUGAGACCAGCAAUAAGAGCUUCAAGGACAUGCCCACUACCUUUAUAGACUUUCCUGGGUUGCCUCCGCUACAAGCCACUCGAAUGCUUCAACCAUGGCUCAACCGAGACGACCCCGCCUAUUAUGAUAUGCUACACUUCUCAGAGCUUUUGCCAAAAUCCGAUGGACUUUUGAUAAAUACAAUCGAUGACCUGGAGCCAAUAGCCGUUAAGACAAUCAGGGAGGGAACAUGUGUUCCCAAUGGGCCAACUCCUCCAGUUUACUGCAUCGGCCCUUUGAUUGCUGAUACUGGUGAAGAUGAAAGCAAUAGUGCUGGUAGUAUAGCUCGCCAUGGCUGCUUGUCCUGGCUUGACACACAGCCAAUUCAGAGUGUUGUCUUCUUGUGCUUCGGGAGCAACGGAGCGUUCUCGCCCGCUCAGGUGAAGGAGAUAGCUAAUGGACUGGAAAGAAGUGGCAAGAGAUUCUUGUGGGUGGUGAAGAACCCACCAUCCAACGACAAAAGCAAUCAGAUUGCAGUGACGGCCGAUGUUGAUUUGGAUGCUCUAAUGCCAGAGGGGUUCCUGGAAAGAACCAAGGAUAGGGGAAUGGUGGUGAAGUCAUGGGCGCCGCAGGUGGCGGUGUUGAAUCACCCAUCGGUGGGUGGAUUUGUAACCCAUUGCGGGUGGAACUCGGUGUUGGAGGCAGUGGUCGCAGGAGUGCCAAUGGUGGCAUGGCCUCUAUAUGCUGAGCAGCAUCUGAAUAAGGCUGUUCUUGUGGAGGAUAUGAAGAUGGCUAUUGGAGUGGAGCAGAGGGAUGAGGAUAUGUUUGUGAGUGGAGCUGAGGUGGAGAGGAGAGUGAGAGAGUUGAUGGAGUGUGAAGAGGGGAGGGAGCUGAGAGAAAGAAGCAGGAAGAUGAGAGAGAUGGCUUUGGCAGCAUGGAAAGAGGGGGGUUCAUCCACCACUGCCCUUGCCAAAUUGGCUGAUAUCUGGAGUCAAGAUUGAUUGGAAUGUAUCUGAAUCUAGCUUGCUUUUAUCUUUGUAAUUAGAACAAAUCUAUAUAUGUUUGAAUCUUUGCUUCUUCCUA